Molecule: messenger RNA, 3591 nt
Organism: Larimichthys crocea (large yellow croaker)
Lineage: Eukaryota; Metazoa; Chordata; Actinopteri; Sciaenidae
Product: oocyte zinc finger protein XlCOF6-like
Exons: 2
Coding region: 91-2574 (827 amino acids)
Biological process (GO): regulation of DNA-templated transcription
Molecular function (GO): DNA-binding transcription factor activity, RNA polymerase II-specific; RNA polymerase II cis-regulatory region sequence-specific DNA binding
Source: RefSeq, a predicted model, not a curated record
UGUCUCAACAUGGCUACAAGCUACGGAAGUUAGCUCAGCCUGCUAACCGGAAGUAGCCUGCUGGACGUCAGUUUGUGUCCAACUGUCCAAAUGUCUCAGAAAGUCCAGGAAGACGUCCAGCAGCUGGUGGUGACCAAAGAAGAAGAUGACUCCCUCAGCCUGGACCAGGAUGACCCACCAGAACCCCCACACAUUAAAGAAGAACAGGAGGACUUCUGGACCAGCAGAGCGCAGCCUCAAGGCCUGGACGAGGCUGAUAUCAUCAAGUUCACGUUCUUUCCUGUCGCUGUGAAGAGUGAAGAAGAUGAUGAAGAAGAAGAAGAAGAAGAUGAAGAGAAACCUCAGUCCUCACAGCUUUAUCAGAGACAAACUGAAGACAUGAAACCAGAAACUGAUAGAGAGGACUGUGGAGGACCAGAACCAGACAGGGACUCAGAUCUAGAUCAUCAUUUACAAUCCGAUAGUGAUGAUGAGACUUCAAGCUCCUCUGAGUCUGACAGUGAUCACUGGAAGAAGAGCAGUGGACAUCAGUCAGGUUUGAACUUUGUGAAAAAUAACCGUGGAUGUGAUCGAGAUGAGAAACCGUUCAGCUGUUCUGAGUGCGGGAAAAGAUUCAGCCAGUCGUACAACCUGAACAGACACAUGAGGAUCCACACCGGAGAGAAACCGUUCAGCUGCUCGUUCUGCGGGAAAGAGUUCAUCCAAAAGAUAAACAUGAAGCGUCACAUGGGACGACAUCUGGGGCAGAAACAAAACAGCUGUAGAGUUUGUGGCCAAAGAUUCAGUCGACUUUAUCAGCUCAAAACUCAUCAGUGUGUCGGCGGACAGUCAUUACAGCUUCAUCGAAGGCGAACAGAAAGCAACAGAGAUGAAGAACGUUUGCAAACCUUUGGAGAACCAGACGCAAACUUUAAUCCAGACUCUGAUGAUGGCACUUCAUCAGUGUCUGAGACUGAUGACAGCUGUGACUGGGAGAGCAGAGAAAGUCAGUCAGGUUCAAACUUGAAAAAUAGAAGUGAGAAAUCGUUCAGCUGCGCUGAGUGUGGAAAAAGAUUCAGCCAGUCGUACAACCUGAACCGACACAUGAGGAUCCACACCGGAGAGAAACCCUUCAGCUGCUCGGUGUGUGGGAAAACAUUCACUCAGAAAAUAACUCUGACCCGUCACAUGGGACGACACACGGGAGAAAAACUGUUCAGCUGCAGCGUUUGUGACCGUAGAUUCACACGACUUUAUCAGCUCAAGAACCAUCAGUGUGUCGGCCAUCAGUCCUCACUGCUUAUAGAGGCUCAUGAUGAACCAGAACCAGAACCAGAUGGGCUCUUUAAUCCAGAUACUGAUGAUGACACUUCAGACUCCUCUGAAUCUGAGAGUGAUGACAGCGAUGAUUCGGACGACACCAGUGAACCUGAAAGUGAUCUGGACGGUAACACUGGAGAAACUUCAGAUAGCUCGUCUGAAGGUGGGACAAGUUUUGAACAUCUACAGAAACAUGACGAGGUCCAAACCGGAGGGAAACUCUUCAAAUGUUCAGUUUGUGGUAAAACAUACCACUGGAAGAAAACCCUGACGGCUCACAUGAAACUUCACACUGAAGGGAAACCGUUCAGCUGCACGGUUUGUAAAAAGACAUUUCAACAGAACGGAGACGUCGUGAGACACAUGAGGAUCCACACCGGAGAGAAACCCUUCAGCUGCUCCUUCUGUGGAAAAGGAUUCACACAAAGCUCGAGUCUGACCUCACACCUCAGAGUUCACACAGGAGAGAAACCCUUCAGCUGCUCAGUCUGUCAAUCAAGUUUCAGUCGGCGAGAUUAUUUAUCCCAACACAUGAGGAUCCACACCGGAGAGAAACCCUUCAGCUGCUCAGUCUGUGGGAAAGGGUUCACAUUUAAGACUGACCUGAGACAACACCUGACCGUCCACUCAGGAGAGAAACCCUUCAGCUGCUCUGUCUGCGAUAAAACCUUCACACAGAGCUCGACUUUGGCCUCGCACCUGAGAGUUCAUGCACGAGAAAAGACUUUCUCAUGCUCAGUCUGUCAAGCAAGCUUCAGUCGCAGGGAGAACUUGGCCCAACACAUGAGUACCCACACUGGGGAGAAACCGUUCAGCUGCUCAGUGUGUGGGAAAGGAUUUGAUAGAACGUCAAAUCUGAGACAACACCUGACUGUUCACGCAGAGGAGAAGCGCUUCAGCUGUUCAGUUUGUGGGAAAAGAUUUGCUCUGCAUGCGUCUCUGAGGCGACACUCGACUGUCCACACAGGAGAGAAACCUUUCAGCUGUUCGGUUUGUGGUAAAAGUUUUGGAGAGAAGGGAAUCCUCAGACGACACCUGACUGUCCACACGGGGGAGAAACUCUUCAGCUGUUCAGUUUGUGGGAAAAGAUUUGCACUGCGAGGAACUCUGAGACGGCACUUGAUCGUCCACACGGGGGAGAAGCCGUUCAGCUGUUCGGUUUGUGGUAAAGCGUUCGGACAGAGGGUGACUCUGAGACGUCACAUGACCGUCCACACGGGGGAGGCGGCGUUCAGUCACAGCGUGGAUGUUGUCGACGGCAGAGGAGAUCCAUGAAGCUUCUGGACUCUGAUCACAUCAAAUCAGUCAUGAAGCCACGAGAACUUUGAACUGUUUGUAUUCGCUGACGUGUUCUGAAGUAUUUAAUGUCUCUACAGUGUUAAAGGACCCGUGUGUAGCAUGUGGCUGCUAAGUGCAGUCCUUUAACCUCACCCUCUUGUUCUCUUGAUCCUGGCAUGAAGAAGUAUGGUGACGAAAACACUCGGGGAAAAAACCUGAAAGGUCGAAUCUAGAGUGACUUUUUAGUUUGUCCAUCCUGGGCUCCUGUAGAAACAUGUCUGUAGAUAUGAAGUCACAAAAACAGAACGACUUAUUUUCAGCUGAUUAAACACUAAUAAUAAUUAAAUACUCGUUAAAUUAGCACUGACGAAAACGUUAUGCAUUUGCCGUUUCUGCCUUAUUCUGCAAAUUAGACAAAAUUAGAAUUCUUGAUAUUCAGCAGCUGAUUUGUUGUUUUAUGUUUUUCAAGCCUGUUCAGAUGUCACGUGCAUGUUUGUUGCUGUAAUCUUUGUCUCAUGUAAGUUUACUGCUGAAGCCUCAAAGACUCACAGGACUACAGGAGUUUCCAUUGGGUCUAUCAGGAUUGGCUCAGGUUGGGUUCUGAAGGCUUACCUGACGUCACUGGGUCCAAACCUUUGGACCUAUGAAGACCUCGUCAGACUCAGCAGCAGUGGUGACAUGUUCUUCUCUGGGACACUGAUAAAUGUUGACGUGUUGCUGAUUCAAACUUUUGGUCUGUGGUUUCACGUCACAGUCUGUCGAGUCUUCCUGCUUCUUUAUUUUUAGACAUUUAAACUCUGCUUAACAUUUUCUUUGAGUUGAAAAAAUCUUAUCAGGUCAUUUUGUUUGUAAAACAUAUUUAGAUUUUUUUACUUUAGCGCAGUGACACGUUUCAGGAUCAAAAGAUUUUUUGUUUCCAGCUGACAGAAAAAUUCUGCUAUUAAUCUGUUGUGAAGUAAAAAUCGUUUGAUGUGUCGAUCUCUCCUAAUAAGAUCAAAUUAAACACGACACUUG